Molecule: messenger RNA, 4557 nt
Organism: Schistosoma curassoni
Lineage: Eukaryota; Metazoa; Platyhelminthes; Trematoda; Strigeidida; Schistosomatidae
Source: the annotation of a GenBank genome assembly
CUUGGCACGAGGUUUGUAAAGUUUCAUACAGACGGACGCGAUAGUCUCUCUUGAGCGACUAAACGUUAUCUAAUAAUUUCAAGAAGUCACUAUUAAAUAUCUGAAUAUAGAGCCCUAGAAAAUAUCCGUGUGCGACCAUAUGGACCUUUUCGAGGAGAAAGUUCGUCUACAUGAAUCUACAACGGAAGUUGGUGGGCUCAUAAUAACUAAGUCAAAAGAAAAUUUCAAACAACCUCAAAAGUCCUUAUUUGGACUUGAUAAGUUGGCGGCAAAAAAGCGACAGGAAUCUGAGGAUCUUAAUCUACAGUUUAACAAGCGCGAUGUUACAAAUAAAGAAAGGUUCUAUAGGGAAAGGCGCGUUGAAACCCCUUCCAAUCGUGGGGGUGUUAGCAAAGAAUAUUUCGAUUCUCAGGCAAGAAGGCGUGAGCGUGACCAGAAAGAACGCUUAAAAACCGGUCUUGUAUCAACAUCCAGAAAAAUUGGUGAGAACUACUCAGACUCUCGAAAAUCAUCAGGUAAACUUUAAUGUGUAAAUACGCAAGGUUACUAUGUGUUUUGAUGCUACUACGACUUCUUAAAACUCCUCUUGUGGCUACGUAACCUUAAAACACGCUCGAAGAUAUUUCAUCCCGUCUGAAUCCAAAUUAACAGUAAUUCUUUUGUGUACAAUUAUAUCUAAAUGAAUCGUUUUACAGUUAGAUUUAUAACAUAACUCCUAGAUUUCAAUGCUUUUAGUCGACGGCUUUACUUCAAAUAAAUUCUCACUCACAAGUUAUUCUAUGUUGAGAAGUGAAGUAUACGUACACUUAUCAUUUUAUUGUUAAAAUGCAAAUCUAAACAUUCCUAUCCUAACCAACGUCACAACCUCGUCCAUUCUGAACUAUUUCUUGCAAUAUUUGUGGCAUGCAUUUAAGCGUUAUUACGCUUAUAAUUUGUUUGCCAACCACAGUCCCAGAAUACUCAAAUUUAUCUAAAUUAUAAUUUACACUAUUAACCUUUCCUGAUAGCAUUUCCAGUAAUUUCAGUGUAAACUAUUCUCAGUGAAUCAGGUACAUAUUUUCAAACCUUUUAGUUAUUUGUUCUUGGUUCAAUUAUAUUCAGUUAAAACAGUUGUGGUAUUACAGAUUGUUGAUUACGUUUCAUAUUUCUUGCCGAAGCUGUUUUACUGUACGAAUAAACUUUAGAGAAACUAUCUCUUAAAUAAUCUUUUUUUUUAAUUUCUUGGCAGACUAUUCUCGCACUGAAUUAGUCAGAGAAAAAGAAUCUCUCAGCACUCGACAUCGGAGAGAAGCAGAAUGGGAAGAUGAAACACCUAAUCAUAGCAGUCGGGAAAAUAGAAGUACUACUGGGACAAGUAUUAACCGAUUUGAAACUCCUGAAAUAUAUAAUGUUGGGGGACGGUCUCCAGGACAUUCUAGCUGGGAUGAUUCUGGUUUAGGAUCUAGUCGAUCUACUACCCCUCGCACUACCGGAUCACUAGCUCGUAAUUCCAAUAAUGAUCGAUAUACCUAUACUCCUAUGCCUACUCCAAGUUUUAAGCAUAAUUCAUGGAUGCAAUCAAAUAAAAAUAACACAGGGAGUUCGGACUCCAGAAAACAGCAUUCGGGUCGUCAUACUCAUGGCCAGUCUUAUGCACAAGUUUCCAGUGAAAACGAAGGCGAUAGUGUGAAACCUGAUUCUAAUGAGAUAGAGGAAGAUGGUGAUGAUAUUAAGGCUGAAAAUGAACGCUUAGAUCGUAAUUGGUAUCAAAUGGAUGAUGGCUAUGAUAAUGAUAACCAUCCGUUUUCUGACAUUCCUGAAGAGUAUGCUGCUAAAAAGGAACGUCAAUUAGCAGAACGUAAAAAACGACAUAAACAACGCUUAACUGCAAAAGCUGUCCAAGUUCAUAAAGAUAAUCAAGCAUGGGAACAUAAUCGUAUGUUAAGAUCUGGAGUUGUUCAACGAGUAGAUUUUGAACAAGAUGAAGAUUUCGAUGAAGAAGGUGAAGCUAGAGUUCACUUAUUAGUUCGUAAUAUACUUCCACCAUUUUUGGAUGGACGAAUUGUUUUCACUCGUCAACCUGAACCUAUUAUUCCUGUCAAGGACCCAGAGAGUAUAAUGGCCAAAGUUGCGCAGAAAGGCAGUGCCAUUGUGAAAUACUUUCGAGAACAAAAAGAACGUAAAAGAGCACAAAAGAAAGAAUGGCAAUUGGCUGGUACACGUAUAGGGGAAGUUAUGGGUAUAAAACCUCCGGAAGAACAGGAUAAUUGGACAGAGAAAUCACAUCGUGAUGCACAGACAUUUGCCGAUAAAGUAGGAGAUAUGAAAUCUGAAGCAGUUAGCGAGUUCGCUACACGAAAAACCAUUGUGGAACAACGACAAUACUUACCAGUAUUUUCCGUAAGGACAUCCUUACUGAGAAUGAUUAAGGAACAUCAAAUUGUAGUGAUUGUUGGCGAAACUGGAAGUGGUAAAACUACUCAAUUAACUCAAUAUUUACAUGAAGAUGGUUUUACAACUUAUGGCAUGGUUGGUUGUACUCAACCACGUCGUGUUGCUGCUAUGUCUGUUGCUCGACGAGUUGCUGAAGAAAUGAAUGUACGUUUAGGUGAAGAAGUUGGUUAUGCUAUAAGAUUCGAAGAUUGUACUUCUUCUUCCACUUUAAUUAAAUAUAUGACUGAUGGAAUUCUAUUACGUGAGUCACUACGUGAAUCUGAUCUUGAUCCAUACUCUGCAAUUAUCAUGGAUGAAGCGCAUGAAAGGUCUUUAAAUACUGAUGUAUUAUUUGGAUUGUUACGUGAAGUUGUUAGUAGGCGUAAUGAUUUACGUCUUUUAAUCACUUCUGCUACAAUGGACGCAGAAAGAUUUGCUCAGUUUUUCGGUGAUUGUCCUAUUUUUCGAAUACCUGGCCGAACAUUUCCUGUUGAUACACAAUUCAGUAAAACAACAGUAAUGGAUUAUGUAGAUGCAUCUGUGAAACAAGCAAUUCAGGUUCAUUUAGGCUCACCAACAGAUGGUGAUAUACUCAUUUUUAUGCCUGGUCAAGAAGAUAUUGAGGUGACAUGUGAACUAAUUGCUGAACGUUUGAGUAACUUGGAUGAAGCUCCUCCACUGUCCAUCCUCCCCAUUUAUUCUCAGUUACCGAGCGAUCUUCAAGCAAAAAUAUUUAUGAAGGCUGAAAAUGGUGUCCGAAAAUGUGUCGUGGCAACAAAUAUUGCUGAAACCUCAUUAACUGUUGAUGGGAUACGUUAUGUGAUCGAUUGUGGUUAUUGUAAAUUGAAAGUUUUCAACCCUAAAAUUGGUAUGGAUGCAUUACAAAUAUUUCCAAUUAGUCAAGCUAAUGCUAAUCAACGUGCUGGUCGUGCUGGUAGAACUGGUCCAGGAGUGUGUUACCGUUUAUACACUAUAAGUCAGUUUCAAGAUGAAAUGCUUAUCACAUCUGUUCCAGAAAUUCAGAGAACUAAUCUGGCCAAUGUUGUUCUCUUAUUAAAAUCUUUGGGUGUUCAAGAUUUAAUGCGAUUUCAUUUCAUGGAUGCUCCUCCACAGGAUAACAUAUUGAAUUCAAUGUAUCAACUAUGGAUUUUCGGUGCUCUUGAUAAUACUGGUAGUUUAACAAAUUUAGGUCGUCAAAUGGUUGAAUUUCCAUUGGAUCCAGCUUUGUCUAAAUUAUUAAUUAUUUCCUGUGAUAUGAAUUGUUCUGAAGAGAUUCUAACCAUUGUAUCAAUGCUUUCUGUGCCGAGUGUAUUCUACAGACCAAAAGGUCGUGAAGAAGAAUCAGAUAAUGCAAGAGAGAAAUUCCAAGUCCCAGAAUCUGAUCAUUUAACACUAUUGAACGUUUUCACUCAAUGGCGUAAAUCAGGUUAUUCAUCAGCAUUUUGUGCAAAACACUUUUUACACUUAAAAGCUAUGCGUAAAAUUCGUGAGGUUCGACAACAAAUGAAAGAAAUAAUGGAACAACACAACAUGAAUUUACAAUCGAUCGGCAGUGAUUGGGAUGUUGUGCGUGAAUGCUUAUGUGCUACUUUCUUCCAUCAAGCUGCUCGUAUCAAGGGUUUAGGUGAAUAUGUGAAUUUACGGACUGGUAUGCCUUGUCAUCUACAUCCAACUAGUGCUCUAUAUGGAAUGGGUUACACUCCGGACUAUGUUAUUUAUCAUGAAUUAAUUAUGACAACAAAAGAAUAUAUGCAAUGUGUUACAUCUGUCGAUGGUAAUUGGCUAGCUAAAGUUGGUCCUAUGUUUUACAGUGUUAAAGAUCCUAACCUUACUCGGUUGGAACGAAAGCGACAAGCUGAAGAACAACUCGUAGAAAUGGAAAAUGAAAUGCGUCUGGCUGAAGAACAGCUUUCUCGUCGACGUGAAGAACUUUCAGCAUCUAUUGGUUCAAGUCGUUUGCGACCAAUAAUUACACCUGGUAUGCGCACUCCUGGUACUCCUUUGGUGUCUAAACGUCCUGGCAGUAGACUUGGUUUAUAAUCAUAUCUGUUGUACGAUUAUUAAUUAAUGUACAUAGUUUAUUUUUGUAAAAUAUUUUCAAAUAUAAAUUAAAAAUUCAUCUUUCAAAUAUAUUUAUCUUACCAC